Fomitiporia mediterranea MF3/22 is the source of this 1557-nucleotide messenger RNA. RefSeq lists its product as uncharacterized. The transcript is spliced from 6 exons. The coding region runs from base 1 to 1557 and encodes 518 amino acids. Lineage: Eukaryota; Fungi; Basidiomycota; Agaricomycetes; Hymenochaetales; Hymenochaetaceae. The record is from RefSeq and is a predicted model, not a curated record.
AUGAAUUUUAACUCAAAUUAUGUCCGAGGACGAGUCCUCUACGAUUUUGUAAAUGCGGACAAAGCUUCUAAAGCAGGGCAAAUGGCCAACUCAAGCGAUGCGACCGUUUUGUCCGCAAAGACUCAGGAGUCAUUUACGUUGCUACAAGGUACACACUUCUCACAUCGUCGCCGACCACAUGGUCCAGCUUCAGUUCAUAAGAGUUUGCGUUGGACAGGAUCACAUACUCCAACCUUCUCGCCGUUGACUAUCUCUGACGAGAUGUCCCAAUCCCCUCCGCCGUCGUUCUCCCCUGUUGACAGCUUCCCCCGACCUUAUGCGUCAGACCAAAGAGAAGGUCUCUUACACGAAGAUAACGAGUCAAUCUACACGUUUUGCUCACAACAGUCGUCAUCAAACCUGACUGCGUCCGACUUGCCUGGUCCUGGAAGGACACUUGGACUCCUAUACUCACGAUGGGGACGUGCUCUCGAGGCGUCCGUCGGCCGCCUCGCACACCGAAGUGGAUUUGGACCCGACGCAGUAGCUUCCAGAAUUGGAAGUGUAACGUUUAGGGGUACAUGGGCUAAAAGAAAUGACAUACCAGACGAAGCGGGACGCGUUCAGCGAGUCAUCAACUGGACCGUAAACGACGGAAACGAGGCAAAGCUCCGUUCAGACUGCCAGAAGCUUGCAACUUACGCAACCGCGGAGAUAUCACAGACAAGAUUGCAAGCACUGCUUCAGAUCAUCCAGUUAAUCACAGCGCAGCCACGUUUACGCACAUUCUUCAAUACACCGUCGAUCCUUCUUAAUCUGAGGACCAAUACACGAUCAUCAUACAUAUCCAGUGACGGAUCAGCGCGCUGGGAAGAGGAACUCAGGAGACAUCAAGAUACGACGUUUCUCGCAAAACAAGCACUACUUGCUAUCGAGGACAAUCCCCUGAACGAAAUUGUUGACGAUAUUUCGCAACUGCCCUUUAUACGAGAUGAAGAUUCCGAAGUGCUUACUCGCAAAUACAUGGACUCUAUGAAGAAGCUUCUUGGAUAUUGUUGCAAGCCUCGCUAUACGUUCAUAGCUAAACGUCACUUAUGCAACGUGCUGAACUUCUUGCCUUGGAGAGCAAUAUGCGAAGUUUCGUCCGUACUUUCUGUCUUCCUCGAACAACUCGUUAGGCAGGCACUCAGUUCCGAUCAAUCAUCCCCAUCUACCGAGGUUAUGUUCGACCUCGAGAAUACAGAACGUUUGGUAGAGGUGGUACUUCUUCCUCGCUGUCGUGCAAUCCACUCCUUCGACAUGUACCGUGAACUUCAUCUAAGAUCCCUUGACAACCCAGAACACUGCCGUUGUACGAGGAAUGAGGGUGCGAGGCAUGACAUACAAGGUCUAGUGGCUCUUCUCCAGAGAGCAGGUGGUAACUCGGGUGCGAUUGUUCGUCCGCAAUGCUCUCAUAAGCCAUCAGCUUCUCCUGCUAAGCGACUCGAUUGUUCUAAGGGACACAGGAGGCAUAUCGUUGCUGCAAGAGACACACUUCCUACAUCAUCGCUGACCAUAUGGGCCGACCUCAGCUCAUAA